AUGCCGGUCGCAGUAAUUACAGGAGCAUCUUCCGGAAUUGGUAGAGCUACUGCUAUUCGUUUUGCAGCUGAGGGGUAUAGCCUCUCUCUCACUGGUCGGGAUGUGAAGAACUUGGAAGAAGUUGUCAACGCUUGCAUUGCUACGGGGUCGGUGGAUAAGGAUAAAGUAACAUUCUUUGCUGGCGAUUUAUCGGAUGAUGCGGUUGUCAAAGGCUUAAUAGAGCAUACUUUGAAUACCUUAGGACAAAUCGAUACAUUGAUUAAUUCCGCCGGAAUUCUUACUAGUGGGCCAGUGCUCGAAUGUGAUAUUGAUGUCUAUGACAAACAAAUGGAAGUGAAUGUACGAAACGUGGUGAAGCUGACUAGGGCUGCACUGCCCGAAAUUAUCAAAGCGAAGGGAACAAUUGUUAAUGUUUCCAGCAUCACCGGACCUUGUCCAUUCCCAGGCGUAGCAUAUUACUGUAUGUCGAAGGCUGCUUUGGAUCAAUUCACCAAGUGUUUGGCUCUUGAAAUGGCUCCAUUAGGAGUUAGAGUUAAUGCUGUUAAUCCCGGUGUAAUUGUUACCAGUGUUCAUUUGAGAUCCGGAAUGACAGAAGAAGCAUACGAACAGUUCAUUCAAAAAGGAAAAGAUACUCAUGCUCUUGGCCGAGUAGGAGAACCUCAUGAAGUAGCAGAGGCUAUUUUGUUUUUGGCAAGUAGCCGUAGCUCCUUUACGACUGGGGAGCUACUUCGUGUUGAUGGUGGUCGCGGAAUCAUGCAUCCUCGUUAA
Auanema sp. JU1783 is the source of this 768-nucleotide messenger RNA. NCBI's taxonomy places the organism in Eukaryota, Metazoa, Nematoda, Chromadorea, Rhabditida, Rhabditidae. The record is from the annotation of a GenBank genome assembly.